Molecule: messenger RNA, 2185 nt
Organism: Oncorhynchus tshawytscha (Chinook salmon)
Lineage: Eukaryota; Metazoa; Chordata; Actinopteri; Salmoniformes; Salmonidae
Product: zinc finger and BTB domain-containing protein 14
Exons: 2
Coding region: 647-1807 (386 amino acids)
Biological process (GO): regulation of transcription by RNA polymerase II
Cellular component (GO): nucleus
Molecular function (GO): DNA-binding transcription factor activity, RNA polymerase II-specific; RNA polymerase II cis-regulatory region sequence-specific DNA binding; protein binding
Source: RefSeq, a predicted model, not a curated record
GGCAGAAAGACCAGGGUUGUUGCGUCGUCUUCGACUGCAGCCUUGCGUGACAACACCAAACCGGAUUCGUGUUUCUGGUAUAGACAUUUUUUCUUCUUCUUCUUCUCGAAGGGGACCAAUCUUAUAUUUACACAUUUCAUCGACCAGUGUAAAUGAACUAUUCUGUUUGGUGUUUUAACUUGGAUAAAAGUUCAGGAAAACCUUCUAAUGGAGGCUUGCUGGGCAAAAUGGCUGGGCUCUCUGAAAUGUGAAACGUACACGGGUCAGCAGUGGUAGCAGAAAUACCUGGCUACGAAAGGGCGUUUUUAUAAUUCCUUAUAACUCGCAGAAAUACCGUUUAUUUUCACCGCUGGGUACAAAACAGUUUUGUAUCCAUAUGCGUUGGGAUUGAAUUUUAUUGCGGAUACCUGCAUAAUUUUUUUCCGACAGUUCCGUGUUGUUUUUAUUUUCCUUCCCCCAAAACCCGAUUGCUGCUUGACUGAUUUGGCAUUGUUACUGCGGUCUGUUAUUGUCUCGUCUUCAGCUGUGGAUACUCUUCACUGUUGGAUGGGAACUGACGAACAACAAUAUAUAAACGAAGCAACAGCCGACCGAACACAUUUCAGAAGUUUGCUUUGGUAAAUACCCUCUAAAUAAACCUGCAAUCAUGGGUGAAUUCCUGAAAUACAUCGACUACGAUCACAAGACCAGUUUCCUGAAGAUGUUGAACCAGCAGAGGAUGGAAGGGGACCACUGUGACGUUGUAGUUGUGGUGGAAAACGUUGAGUUCAGAGCUCACCGCUGUGUCCUGGCCGCCUGCAGCAUCUACUUCAAGAAGCUGUUUAAAAAACAGAACGAUGUGGACAACUCCAUCGUGGAGCUCGACUUCAUCCGUUCAGACAUCUUCGAGGAGGUCCUCAAUUACAUGUACACCGCCAGGCUCGCCGUCCGCAAAAAGGACAUCAACCUCAUGAUGUCAUCCGGACAGGUCCUGGGGAUCACGUUCCUCGACAACCUGUGUUCGCAGAAACGCGAGCCCAACAUGAAGCCGAGUCGUGAGAACCAGGCGCCAGGGGACGGUAUGAGAGCCCAGGACGCCAUCCUCAAAGAGCUGGCCAUGGAGGAGGUGAGGAAGAACAGCUUCUAUGAUGGAGGGAUGGAGGCCAUGGGCUCUGGAGGGCCUCACGGGGUCCCUCCUCACUUCGGCGGGAACAUGUCUAAAGACCCCCACAGCGCCCACGGCUGGACCUCCUCUUCCUCCUCCUCCAGCGAUAUGAAGCUUGACUACCUGCUGUACGGCCACCGCUCUGACGGCAUCCACCCGGGAAUGAAACCAGGCGGAGACGGCCCCAAGAAAGACAAGUCCCACCUGGCCCACCGUCCGUUCGCUUGUGAGGUGUGCCCCAAAACCUUUACCACCCAGGCCCACCUCAAAGAGCACCUGAAGAUCCACACGGGCUUUAAACCGCACCGCUGCCUGGUCUGUGGCAAGGCGUUCAUACGAGGGCCCGACUUAAAGCGGCACGAGAGGGUCCACAGCAACGAGAGACCCUUCGGAUGCCAGAUGUGUGAAAAGGCCUUCAAGCACAAGUCCCACCUGCGAGACCACGAGCGGCAGCACAGAGGAGAGAGGCCCUUCAACUGCGGCUCCUGUGACAAGGCGUUCAUCAAAGCGUCCGACCUGAAGCGCCACUGGAACACGAUGCACAGCCAGCGCAGAACGCUGUCCCCCGCAGCCGCCACCACCGCCGCCCCGGGCAGCAUCCAGGGAGACGCCGACACGCAGAGCCAGAGGGACUGGAAGCUAGAGGCUGGGCCACAUUCGUAAGGACGGACUGUUACACACACACACACACCAUGCGUAUAUAGUGACACAUACAUGCACUAACACUCAUGAAUACACAUGUACACACACAAGCACCCAUAAACACAUGAAUACUGGCCCUGUGAUAUGUACUGAGGUGUAACAAUGAGAAGAUGGUGGGAUCAUACCGUGUCCAUUACUGUAAUGACAUAAUGGUCAUGUAGUAAAUAUGAUCCUAUUGAAUUGUAUUUUAUUGAAUUGUUUAGGUUUUUAUUUUUUUCCCCACUUCAUGUAGGAAAAAAUAAUAAUAAUGUUUAGGCUACUAUCUACUACGACGUCCAUUCAUGUAUAUUUUUCACAUUUAAAAAAAAAAAGAAAAAAAAAAAGAAUUGUUGCUAUUUA